UAUAAAACCACGACUCUUGCAGAACUAAUAAUUCACAGACAACACGGACAGAGAUAGGUGGAAGAUAAAACAGAAGGCUCUCUUUCACAUCAAUGGCGACCGUGAACCGUACGGACGCAGAGAAGUCGACGGAGGAUCGCGAGGGGUGCACCGUUGAAGAAGUAGCUCUGGUUGUGCCGGAGACGGAUGAUCCCGCCCUGCCUGUCAUGACUUUUCGAGCAUGGUUUCUGGGUUUAACCUCGUGCGUCCUAUUGAUCUUUCUCAACACUUUCUUCACGUACCGCACGCAGCCGCUCACCAUCUCCGCUAUUCUCAUGCAAAUCGCCGUCUUGCCCAUUGGUAGGUUCAUGGCCAGGACCCUGCCCAGGAGAGAGUACAGUGUUCUUGGCAGGAGGUUUAGCUUGAACCCAGGGCCGUUCAACAUGAAGGAGCAUGUUAUCAUUACUAUAUUCGCUAACUGUGGAGUGUCUUUUGGUGGGGGUGAUGCGUACUCGAUUGGUGCCAUUACAGUAAUGAAGGCUUAUUAUAAGCAAAGCUUGAAUUUUCUAUGUGCGCUACUCAUCGUCCUCACAACACAGAUAUUGGGAUAUGGAUGGGCUGGGAUGCUGAGGAGGUACUUGGUUGAUCCUAUCGAGAUGUGGUGGCCUGCAAACCUUGCUCAGGUUUCUUUGUUCAGGGCACUUCAUGAGAAGGAUGACAAAUCAAAAGGCUUGACAAGGAUGCAAUUUUUCCUGAUUGUUCUCACAGCAAGCUUCUUGUACUAUGCACUCCCUGGCUAUCUGCUCCCAAUCUUGACAUUCUUCUCAUGGGUCUGCUGGGUAUGGCCUCAUAGCAUUACAGCUCAGCAGAUUGGUUCAGGUUACCAUGGACUAGGGAUUGGUGCUCUUACCCUUGACUGGGCUGGGAUUUCAGCUUACCAUGGCAGUCCACUGGUUUCCCCUUGGUCUUCAAUCCUCAAUGUUGGGGUUGGCUUUAUCAUGUUUAUAUACAUUAUUGUACCAUUAUGUUACUGGAAAUUCAACACCUUUGAUGCCAGAAAAUUCCCCAUAUUCUCUAAUCAGCUCUUCACCACAACUGGGCAUAAAUAUGACACAACCAGGAUCUUAACCCCACAGUAUGAGCUUGAUGUUAGUGCUUAUAAUAGUUAUGGGAAACUCUAUCUAAGCCCUUUGUUUGCCCUGUCAAUCGGGUCGGGAUUUGCAAGAUUUACAGCAACCCUUACUCAUGUUGCUCUUUUUAAUGGCAGAGAUAUUUGGAGGCAGAGCAAAUCAGCAAUGAAGAAUGUGAAAUUGGACAUCCAUUCAAGACUGAUGCAAAGUUAUAAAAAAGUGCCUGAAUGGUGGUUUUUUAUUCUGUUAAUUGGAAGCAUAGUGUUAUCCCUGAUCAUGUCUUUUGUGUGGAAAGAAGAUGUGCAGCUGCCAUGGUGGGGGAUGCUCUUCGCUUUCUUCCUAGCUUGGCUUGUUACACUUCCCAUUGGAGUCAUCCAAGCAACCACUAACCAGCAACCUGGAUAUGACAUAAUAGCACAGUUCAUAAUUGGGUAUAUUCUACCAGGAAAACCCAUUGCAAACCUGCUUUUCAAGAUCUAUGGCAGAAUCAGCACAAUCCAUGCUCUCUCUUUCUUAUCAGACCUUAAACUAGGGCAUUACAUGAAAAUUCCACCGAGGUGCAUGUAUGUAGCCCAGCUUGUGGGGACUUUAGUUGCAGGUACUGUUAACUUGGCAGUGGCAUGGUGGAUGCUUGAAAGCAUUGAGAACAUCUGUGAUGUUGAAGCACUGCAUCCUGAAAGCCCAUGGACAUGCCCUAAAUACAGAGUCACCUUUGAUGCAUCAGUAAUUUGGGGCUUGAUUGGACCACAACGGCUAUUUGGACCAAAAGGGUUGUACAGAAACCUGGUUUGGUUGUUUCUCGUUGGAGCUUUCUUGCCUGUUCCUGUUUGGAUAUUAAGCAAAAUAUUUCCUGAUAAGAAAUGGAUUCCCUUAAUAAAUAUUCCUGUUAUAUCAUAUGGGUUUGCCGGUAUGCCACCAGCUACUCCAACAAACAUUGCAAGCUGGCUUAUUACCGGCACCAUCUUCAACUUCUUUGUGUUCCGAUACCACAAGAGGUGGUGGCAGAAGUAUAACUAUGUUCUAUCUGCAGCACUUGAUGCUGGGACAGCUUUCAUGGGAGUGCUGUUGUUCUUUGCUUUGCAGAAUGCAGGACAUAACCUGAAAUGGUGGGGAACAGAUAUUGAUCACUGCCCCCUGGCAACAUGUCCUACCGCACCUGGCAUUGUAGUUGACAAAUGUCCUGUUCAUUGAAGAUGUGAUGCCAGCCAAGGUAGAGAUUGUUUUGGUCUUAGGAGUAUAAGGAGAAAUAUCCUGAAGAUGGGUAUAGAGAAAAUUCUAUGACUCAGCUUGUUUUGUUCUUUUUCGCAAAAUUUUGUACAUUUUUGGUUAAUCAAAAUGAAGAUGUUCUUCUUCUGGGUCUAACAGCAGAAAUUUACUUCUGCCAAAACAAUUUGGCUGUUUGUUGUACUUGUCAAUCCUUGACCAUUGAAUAAGAUACUAUACCUACUUCACCUCAA
Messenger RNA from Carica papaya (papaya), 2566 nucleotides. It is a transcript of the gene OPT3, whose product is annotated as oligopeptide transporter. The record is from RefSeq and is a predicted model, not a curated record. Lineage: Eukaryota; Viridiplantae; Streptophyta; Magnoliopsida; Brassicales; Caricaceae. Gene Ontology annotation, biological process: transmembrane transport. Gene Ontology annotation, molecular function: oligopeptide transmembrane transporter activity.